This is a messenger RNA of Lathyrus sativus (Indian pea), 2202 nucleotides long. NCBI's taxonomy places the organism in Eukaryota, Viridiplantae, Streptophyta, Magnoliopsida, Fabales, Fabaceae. The record is from the annotation of a GenBank genome assembly.
AUGGUCACUUUGAGGAUAUUACUUCUUUUUCUUCUUACAAGCAUUCAAAUUUAUCAUGCAUAUUCCAAUGAUCGCAAGACUUAUAUUGUCUACAUGGGUGAUCAUCCCAAGGGCAUUGAUCCAGCCACUUUACCUUCUCUUCAUUCUACAAUGGCUCAAAAUGUCCUUCGCAGUGAUUUUGAACCAGGAGCUGUACUUCAUAGCUACAAGAAGAGCUUUAAUGGAUUCGUUGUAAAAUUGACCGAAGAUGAAGCAGAAACAUUGGCCGAAAUGGAGAAUGUGGUGUCAGUUUUUCCAAACACAAAGCUUUAUCCUAGCACCACAAAAUCGUGGGACUUCAUAGGCCUCCCACAAAAUAUCAAAAGACUGAGUUUGGAGAGUGACAUAAUUGUUGGAGUAUUAGACUCUGGAAUUUGGCCCAAGUCAAAGAGCUUUAGUGAUGAAGGAUUUGGUCCACCACCAAAAAAAUGGAAGGGAUCAUGCCACAACUUCACUUGCAACAACAAAAUAAUUGGUGCACAAUACUUUAAUAUCAAAGAUUCCUAUACCAAAAAAGACAUCAAAGAUCCAACAGAUGUAAAUGGUCAUGGGACACAUUGUGCAUCCACGGUUGCUGGAAACGUGGUUAAUCCUGUGAGCCUACAAGGCUAUGCGUCAGGAACCGCGCGUGGAGGAGUUCCCUCAGCACGCAUUGCUGUGUACAAAGUAUGUUGGGAAACAGGUUGUGAUGACGCUGGUAUCUUGGCAGCAUUUGAUGAGGCAAUCGCGGAUGGAGUUGAUGUUAUAUCUGUUUCUAUUGGAUCAAAUCAAGUUGUAGUAGUUCCAUAUUUUCAACAUUCAAUCGACAUUGGAAGUUUCCAUGCAAUGAAAAGAGGCAUAUUUACGUCGAAUUCUGCUAAUAAUCUUGGCCCAAAUCUCUUCACCAUGACAAAUUUUGCACCUUGGUUACUUUCUGUUGCUGCUAGCACUUUUGGAAGAAAGUUCGUUACAAAUGUGCAAUUGGGAAAUGGCGCCAUUUACGAGGGAUCCACGAUUAACACAUUUGAUCUCAAAAACAAAAUGUUUCCAUUAAUUUUCGCUGGAGAUAUACCCAAUACUGCCGGUGGAUUCAACAGUUCUGUAUCUAGUUUUUGUGUCAAGGAUUCAGUUGAUAAAGAUGCAGUAAAGGGAAAGAUAGUUUUAUGCGGAGGCAUACAGAUUCCUACGGAUGUCGGGUUUUUCUCGGGUGCUGCUGGUGUAAUAUUUGGAUAUGUUUCUGCAAAAGAUUUGCCAAAUACAUAUGCUUUACCAGCCACAUUCCUUAGUCUAUCGAACCUAAUAGAAAUACAACAUUACAUGAAAUCAACAAGAAAUCCCACUGCCACAAUAUUUAAGAGUGAAGAAGUCGAAGAUUUGUUGUCCCCAUAUGUAGCUUCAUUUUCAUCAAGAGGUCCAAAUCCAAUUACUCCAAAUAUUCUCAAGCCUGACAUCGCUGCCCCAGGAGUUAACGUUAUAGCUGCAUGGACUCCGCUUAACCCAAUUUCAGAAUUUGAAGAUGACAAAAGAAGAUUACCAUAUAAUAUUAUUUCUGGGACAUCAAUGGCAUGCCCUCAUGCAGCUGCAGUAGCUGCCUAUGUUAAAUCAUUUCAUCCGAAUUGGUCUCCAGCUAUGAUCAAGUCUGCAAUCAUGACUACUGCAACUCAAAUGAGCUCUGAUAUAAAUGCUGAAGCUGAAUUUGCAUAUGGUGCGGGGCUUAUUAAUCCUGUCAAGGCCAAAAAUCCAGGUUUAGUAUAUGAUAUUAGUGAAGCGGAUUAUGUUGAGUUUUUUUGCGGAGAAGGAUAUGCAUCAAAACAACUACAAAGUCUUACUCAAGAUAAGAGUAAGUGCAAGGGAAAAGAUAAUGAGAAGGCUGUAUACAACUUGAAUCUGCCAUCAUUUGCACUUAAUGUAAACGGAACAUUUCUAGAACAUGUUUACCAUAGAACGGUAACAAAUGUGGGAUCAGCAAAAUCUAGUUAUAAAGCAAGAGUAAUAUCAUCACCUUUGUUGGAAAUUCAAGUGAAACCCGAUGUUCUGUCUUUCACAUCUAUAGGACAGAAAAAAUCAUUCUCGCUCACAAUUGAAGGGAAUAUUAAUGUGGAAGUAAUAUCAGCUUCUUUGAUUUGGGAUGAUGGCAAUCAUCAAGUUAGAAGCCCUAUUGUUGUGUAUCGGAACCAAGCAUGA